CGACAAAUCGACACGACGAGGGCGAGAGACGAUGGGAAACAACAAGCGGGCGUCGAGCUCAAAAGAGCAGCUCAUCAGCGGCUUUCGGGCGCUGAAAGUCGGACAGCACUACGUCUAUCUCCGAAAGCAUGCAGGCGACGAGGGACGGACGCUCUUCGUAGUAAACCUGCCGCCGGACACGACAGAUCGACAUCUCCGGGCGCUCUUUUCGCGAGCGGGUCAGAUUCAAAAGGUAUCUUUCUGGCAAGACAAGAGGAAGAGGAGCGAGGGACAUGGCGAAGAAGAGGAAGAGGAGGACGAGGACGAGGAAGAAGAGGAUGAGAACGAAGAGUAUCGGGGAGCAGAGGGAAAGAAGGUCCGAGCGCCUGCAGUCGUGCCUCUACCCCCCUUGGAUCCUCGCCACCCGCACGAGCUUCUCACUACGGGAACCAGCGCUCACGUCACCUUCCUUGACGAUUCAUCGCUCCAGAGGGCUCUUGCCAUGUCAGAGGUCCGAAGCUGGCCCGACCCGUUCGAGGGCGUCGUUCAGGCACAGCAAGACCUAGACGGAGCAGAUGGGUCCGAUCAGAAGAAGAAGAGGAAACGAGCUGCACAUGCGACGGCGCAGCAGGCCAUGGCCGAGUCAAUGUCCGCAGGCCCUCCUCCACUUGGACUACAGUUUCUGUUGGCAAGGCAGCGGUCACUGCGCCCUCCCCCUGCGAGCAUCAAGGCGCAUGCCGACUCCGUCGUGGCCCGCUACGAGUUUCUGCGUGCGAAUCCCAAGCCCAAGAAGUCGGCCAUCAAGGGCGUUACUGUCGGACCGGAUGGAGAGUUGCUUGACGAGGAUGGCUUUACGAUUGUUCAACGAGGCGGCAAGUACGGUCGCACCGCUGAGGUGGGAGGCUCGGCGAGCGUACGGGUAGCGAGGGAGCAUGCACAAGACGGGGAGCCAAAGAAGAAGAAAAAGAAGCUGGAGAUGGAAGACUUCUACCGGUUCCAGAGGAAGGAGCAGAAGAAAGAGGAGCUGGCAAAGAUGCGGCAAAAGUUCCAGGAGGACCGAGAAAAGGUCAGGAAGCUCAAAGAGAGCCGAAACUUUAAGCCUUUCUAGGUGGGACCUCUCGAAUGGUCCUCCCUGCCACGAUCAAGGAGGUCAGAGACUUGCGGUCUCGCUGGUGGGCGACGAUGAUCUU
Messenger RNA from Acaromyces ingoldii, 1169 nucleotides. RefSeq lists its product as hypothetical. The coding region runs from base 32 to 1087 and encodes 351 amino acids. NCBI's taxonomy places the organism in Eukaryota, Fungi, Basidiomycota, Exobasidiomycetes, Exobasidiales, Cryptobasidiaceae. Gene Ontology annotation, molecular function: RNA binding. Gene Ontology annotation, biological process: rRNA processing; ribosomal small subunit assembly. Gene Ontology annotation, cellular component: UTP-C complex; CURI complex. The record is from RefSeq and is a predicted model, not a curated record. The transcript is spliced from 3 exons.